AUGAUCACUACUCCCAAUACCGAUGGUAUGUCCCAUAAUUUUUUGAGACAAAAUAAUACUUCUCGUAGAACGGGACCUUGGGAACCUCAUGAAGAUGAAAGAUUACUAGCAAUUGUCGAAGAGUUGGGUGUUAAACAUUGGAAAUUAAUUGGUAUCAGACAUGGUUUACGUGACGGAAAGCAAUGUCGCGAAAGAUGGCAUAAUCAUCUUAAUCCAAACUUGACAUAUAGUCCAUUAACACCAGAUGAAGAUGCUAAAAUUCUGACGUAUUAUUCAGAAAUGGGUACAAAAUGGGCUUUGAUGAGUCAAUUACUUGGUCGACCUGCUAAUUUAAUAAAAAAUAGAUUUUAUUCUUCUUUUUCGACUUCUGGAAUUUAUUCUAAUCCAAAUAAGAAAAUCAAAUCUAACCAUGAGGAUACCCAAAAUUUUAACUCCUCAAAGUCUACUAUUAAAUAUGACACAACUUCCAAACGAAAGAAACAAUUCAAAUUAUACUCGACCGAAAAUCAUUCUAUGAAACAAACGAUGCCACCAGAAAUACAAUUUCAACGGUGCCUACAUAACCUAGAAGACCAAACUUAUUAUUACCCUGUACCAAUUAAUUCAAUAAAUUCUACAAAUCCAAUAAAUUCAAUAUAUUCAAUAAAUCCAAUAAAUUCGACAACAUAUUCAUCAAAUACAAUGAAUUCAUGGCAUUCCCUUCAAACUCCGGUGGCUAGUCCUGAACCAAAUGAAGUAAAUGAUAUAAAUUAUAACCAUUAUAACAAUUAUAACGAUCAUAACGAUCAUAACGAUCAUAACAAUUAUAACAAUUAUAAUAAUUAUAACAAUUAUAAUGAUUAUUGUCAUCAACAAGAUCAUUUUGUUAAUAAUAGUCGUGGCCAAUGUUCUCAACAACAAUUUCAACAAUCUUAUCAAUAUAAUCAACAACAUCAACAUCAUCAACAACAUCAACAACAUCAUCAUCAACAACAACAACUUCAACAUCAUUAUCAUCAUCAACAACAUCAACAAUAUCAUCAGCAAUUUCUUCAACAACCACAAUCACAACAAUUUCUACCACAAUAUCAACAGCAUUUAUUAGAAGAGAAUUAUUAUCUCAACGACAAUAAUAAUAACGAUAAACUUCAACAACAAAAAUAUUUUGAUCUCGAGAGAAAACAUUAUCGAGAACAUUAUCAAAAACUUUAUCAAGAACCAGGACAAUAUUUUGACCCAUAUCAUAACAAAAACAACAAUAAUCAUAAUCACAACAAUAAUCAUAACGAUCAUAAUAAUGUUCAUCACAAUCACGAUCAUAUAUCAUUAUCAAUUCCCACUCCAGCUUCAUCACCUAAACCUAUGAUGAUGAUGUAUAAUUAUUCACGUUGCUCUUCUUCUUCUCCCAAUUCUUCUCAUUCUCCCAAUAAUGUUGUUUUAGAACAAUUAGCUGAUUUGGCUAUUAAAAAUUCAAGUUCUCCCAGAGAUGAUACAAGUGUCAUGUCAAUUUCCUCUAUAUUGAAUUGA
Messenger RNA from Diversispora eburnea, 1506 nucleotides. Lineage: Eukaryota; Fungi; Glomeromycota; Glomeromycetes; Diversisporales; Diversisporaceae. The record is from the annotation of a GenBank genome assembly.